GGUACACUGACAUCCCUCUAUAGGAGCGACCCCAAGACGUGGCUGUGAUGGGCCUUGCGUGUCGGUUGCCAGGUGACAAUAACUCAUUGGAAGAACUGUGGGACUUCCAAGCGAGCAAGUCCGACGCAUGCAGCGAGACACCGCCCGCACGAUGGGAAGCGUACCGUCGUCGCGAUGGUGCCAAUGCACGGAUAUUGGACAACGUGACUACGCGUGGAUACUUUGUUGACGGGAUGGAAACCUUCGACGCUGCGUUUUUCGGAAUAUCUCCGAAGGAAGCCGAACCACUAGAUCCACAGCAACGGAUGUCUCUGGGAGUGGCCUGGGAGGCGUUGGAGCAUGCGGGGAUUCCCCCGCAAAGCUUGGCGGGAUCCGACACGGCUGUAUUCAUGGGUGUCAAUACCGGGGACUUGGGAGAAAACGGGAGAAAAGGCUUCUCAGGGUCAACGGCAAGUCCGGGUAUGACUUCAAAUAUAGGCUAG
Molecule: messenger RNA, 482 nt
Organism: Aspergillus brunneoviolaceus CBS 621.78
Lineage: Eukaryota; Fungi; Ascomycota; Eurotiomycetes; Eurotiales; Aspergillaceae
Product: beta-ketoacyl synthase
Exons: 1
Coding region: 48-482 (144 amino acids)
Biological process (GO): secondary metabolite biosynthetic process; fatty acid biosynthetic process
Molecular function (GO): fatty acid synthase activity
Source: RefSeq, a predicted model, not a curated record